CGUAUUUACAUUUCUGACGAUUUAAAUACUUUAAGCUACCUUUAAAACGAUGUUCUUAAAAUAACAUAAAAUUCAUCAGUGGUAUUAAUUUUUGUUAUACGUUGGAGAAAGAUUAGUGUUACAAUAUUUAUCUCUGAAAAUCGUCCAGACUGGAAAAUUCAUUAGCAUCAUUUUAGCAAAACGACAAAUCACCAUGAGGCUAGAAACACUAUAUUUUAUUUCGGGUGUUUUUCUUAUUCUUGCUACAAUUUUGGGCUCUAUCGAAUGCCACGAGAAAGAUAAAGGUAAAAAUCUAUUGUUUAAUACGUUUUCAUUAAAGUUAAAUUUUAUUAUACUCGCAUUCAGUUAUUUUUUACGAACAAUUAAAAAUAAUAAUAAUAAUAAUAAUAAUAAUAUUAUUAAUAAAAUAUUACUUUCCAACUGUACCAUAUAUUCGCGUUUCUAGGUAAUACUAUAUAUUUAAGCCGGAUGGCUUUGGAUUUAAAUUCUAUUUUUUUUUAGUUAAGUUACAUUUUCAGGGGUACUGAAUAGGGUCACAUUUUAUAACAAAUUUCAAUUGUCUAACCAUUUCGGUGCGCUCGUGUGAAAUGCAUAUUAUUUUUUUUGAAUAAUAAGGUUUUAACUACAGAUUAUAAUUGUCCUAACUUAUUUAAGCAACAUUGAUCAAUUUUAUCUCAACAAUCAAAUCUUAUUAAAAUUUGUUGAAAGAUAUGAUUUUUUUCCCAUAAUCAAAUAUAUAAUAAGUUUAAAGUUUAAAGUUAUAUGAUUUACAUUUUUUGAAAAAUCGAUUAAGAAUCAGAUGUUUUCACCUAAUUUACAUGGUGGGAGUUAGGUAAAUUUUGAGAUAAAAAAUUGUAUUGAUCAGAUUUGUUUGAAAAAAAAUAUGACUAUUCUAAUUUUAUGUUGAAAAUGGUGUAAAUUUACAAAAAAAAAAAAAAAAAACAUUUGUUUUGCACAUGUACACACUGAAAGGAUUAAAUAUUCAAAAUUCACAACCUCAAAUAUAUAUUUCAGUACCUCCUAUUACCUUUCAUAAACGGAAUUUAAAUCCAAGGUCAUUCAACGAAUUUAUUUAGUGUACACAUUGCGAAUUUAUACAAAUACUAAUAUAAUAUUAUAAAAAGAAAAGAUUCUGUUUAUAUGUUUGUAAUGCCGUAAUAACAUUACAAAUAAGCUCAAAAACUACAUAACCGAUUUUAAAACUUCGUUCACCUAUAAAAAGCUAACUUAUCAGCGAAUAAAAUGGGCUGUAUACUAUUUUCAAAAAAAGAUCCCUAUGAAAAUUGCAAUCGUUAGGUUUUAAGGUAUUUUUGGUACGAAUAUAUAUAAACAAACGAAUUAUUUGUUUAUUUUUUUUUUAUUUAUUCGUGGGUUACUUUAGUGACAUGGUGAAAAAUUUGGUUGUCGCGGACAAGAAAAAUAUUAUUUUUAUUAUUAUUACUAUUAUUUACACUUUUAUCUAGCAAUAGAAAAAUAUUGCCAGGUCAGCUGUAAACAGUAUAUUAUAUUGUUAUAUAUAGUGUUUUUAUCACGGUUCAGUGAAGUAGUCCAUAAUUUACGAAAAUAUUGAGUUUUUUCAGUUAUUAUAAAACCGUGUUUAAUGAUUGUAUUUAAAAUAUUUUUUAAAUAUUAUUAUUAUUCCUAAUGCCAUAAAUAUAUAAUAUCAACUUUUGAUUUUCAAAUAGCAACAUCUUCUGUUCAAACUAGAUUCUAAAAGAGAAUAUUUUGUUAAAAAUUGUUAUAUGCAUAUUACUAACGUACCUAGUAAUGAUAUAAUUGUUGUAACAGGUUAAAAUUUAAACCGGAGGUAUACCGACUAGAGCCAUGUAGGAAAUUUCAUAUUAUUUUUUAAAUUAAUUUAUCAUCUAAGAAUUAAUAAAAAAUGUACUACUCUAAAGGCUAAGAGUUAAUACUCAUUUAAAGUAGAUACAUUAUUUAAGAACUAGGGAUACUAACAGGAAAAUAGUGUUAAAUAAAACUUAAUCGAUUCCAUAAUGAAUAAAAAAAAGAGAAACCAAAUAAUUAGCAAGUAAAUUGUAUAAUACAUAUGAAGUUUUCAAGUUUCUAGAGUAAAAGAGUGAGAUCAUCUCCACGGACAUAUUGUUUAUUAUAUAUUCCACGGGUUUUCGACUCGUCUAUCAUAUUACAUGGUUUAAAGCUAGAAUACAUUCGGAAUAUUAAAUUUCUCAAUUCAAUAAAUAACCUCAUGCUCUUUAUUUAUGCCUGUUUCUGUAUUUAUCACCUGGGGAAAAGUAUAUGGAAACAAUGUCCCUAACACGUUUUCUAGAAAAUAGGGGAAAGCGUGUUUCUCUGUAUAAUAUUAAUUAUAAACGAUUUACAAUUGUAUAAACAAAUUUUUCAUAUUGUAUAUAAAAAAGAAAGAAAAAGAUGAAAUUUUCAUAUUAACCCUUCAGAACCUCCUAAAUUUGUGACUGUUCUACGUGAUGCCGGUGUUAAAAUUCCUUAACUAUCACCGUUUGGUUGUUCCAAGUCCAAACGAAUUUCACGUCGUCGGGUGUGAUCAUGAUCACCUUGAUUUUGAAUACGGGAACGAUCUAUUUUUGCAAUUUGAAAAAGGACAUAUUUUCAAAAUAAAUAUAUUCUUUGCCCUGCUCAGAAUCUAAAAAGAAUAAAACUUUUAAGAUUGUUCCAUGCCAGUCUUAAUCCGAUGAAUCAUAAGUCUAAUGCGAAGUAUUAGGUAUAGCGAACAAAUUUUGUGGUCUUUUGAAUUUAUACAUCGUCGAUAUUAUACAUUUUUUUGGUAACUUUAACGAAUUACUCUUUUCUUGUAGUAACUUGUAAUUUAUCUAAGUCAAUUGACUCUAUUACAACAAAUGUAUGCAAGAAUUUUCUUCAAUUAACUAAGUUAAAAGUUAUCAAAACAGUAACUUAUAAUUUUAAUUUAUAACUAGUUACUAGUACUUUUGGUAAUAUUAUAAUGCAUUUAUCUUGAUUAAUGGAAUGAUCGAUUUUGUUUUAAUUAAAGAACCUGGUGCAGCAGAUAAACUAAAAGGCACAAAUAAGAACAAUUUCUUGUAUAGGGAAAACACCAUUGCGAAAUUACGAACAAGUAAUUAUAUUAGCAAUAUUAUAUUAGUCUUUUAGCAAUUAUUGAUAAAUUGGUAAAUAUGAUAAAAUAUGUAUUUUAUAUUAUGUAGGUAACAACUAAUCAAAUUUGAUUUAUUUUUUUAGAUAAAUUUGCAAGAUUAUUUAACAAAGGUAAUCUACAAAAAUACAUUAAUAGUAGGUACUUUUGUUUUCAUAUAAUUAGUAUUUUUCAGUUAUCGGGUUUACACCAAAACUCAAAGAGAGUAAGUUUAAAACGUUUUUUUAAAAUUAUCUCCGUAUUAGAACGUAGUUAUAGUUAAAAUAUUCGCGAUCAGUACCUAGAUAACUUUUUUUUCUUAUCAGUCUAUUAUUAGUAAUAAUUUGGGUACAAACAAGUUUUUAGUCCCAUUAAUAAUAUAUUUAUUUUUUUAUACGUGCAUAUUGUGUAAAAUAUACUUAUAUUACUUAUAAUAUACUUAGUAUCUACUUCCAAACUAAGAUUUGUUUACUAUUGAUUACGAGUUAGUCAAAUGAGGUUUUUAUCAAUAAAAUAAUUACCUGAUUACUUAAAAUGUAGAAUAAAAUCAUUUUAAAGUUACUUUAUAUUGCAUUAGUGGUACAGGUUUAUUUUUUUUUGUUUAGGUCCAAUUAUACUUCAUAAGGAUUGUUAUCACAUAAAAGAAGGUUUUCAGCUAUCCCGUGUACGUCUAUAUUCAAACGAAGCUCCGUUUAUCAUAUUAUUUAUUUUAUCAAAAUGUACAAUAUAAUAAUAAAAAAAGCUGACUAAAGUUCAACUCUGCGGUAUCCUGGUAAUAGUUUGAUGUGCCGGAAUAUUACAACCAAUCACAGCACAUUUCAUAAAAGCACGUAGACGUAAAUGGGAUAGCUGGGAAUCUGCUUUAAGAUGCCAUCCACAAACAUAUAAAGAUUUAUGUAUUUCUAGGGUUUAAACAUCUAUGAUGUUAUCCUCAUAUACAUAUAUAUAUAUAUAUAUAUUGGUAUUUCGUUAAAUUUUAAGUAAUGCGUUCGCAAUGCAUAUACCGUGGCUUCAAAAUUUUAUUUUGAUUUCUGGUAUAACUAGAAUUAUGUUUAUGGGGUACUCAAUCCUACGCCCCUCUCUAGUUCGAGGACUGGCGAUAGAUAGAAAUAGUAUGGACACCAUGCAGUUAUUAAUCAUAUAAAAUUAUUUUAAAAUUUUAGAUAAUCCUCUUGAGCUAUACACUUUAGUACUGUACGAUGCUGAUUUAAUUAAAAUGGCUGCAUACAAAACACUUAUCUAUUUAUUUAAGGUAACUACAAUAAAUUGGUUUUUCUUCUAACGGAAAAAUUAAGUACCCGUCGUUAUAAUAUGGUAUCACUAAUAAAGUGUCAUCAAAAGAGGCCAUUAUGUUAUGUAAAGUAAUAUUACACUCAAUAAACAUAUGUCAUACACAGUGCAAUGUUGUGUCUUUCUUCUGAUUUCUAUAAUUUGGUGUUUUUAUUAGCUAAUAAUUAUUAUUAAACUCAAACUCGAACCAGUAAACUACAACAGUACCUAUAUUACUUUUAAUUUUAAAUAUGAUACACAUUUUUAUUUUAAUAGUAUUGAAAAAAUUACAUUUCCAUUUGAAUUUAAGUGUCUAUACAUAAUCGGUAAUUAUUAGUAAAACUUCUAACAUUUUUUUUUUCUUUACAAUUAAUACAAUUAAAUUAUAAAUUGUUAAAACAAAACUUAAAAAAUAUUGCAUUUAAUUUGCAAUCUUAUUUCAAAAAUGCUAAACGUAUCAGUGUAUUACUAAAAAUAGUUUUAUUUUUAAAAUUAAAAUAUCAUAUCGGCAUCUGUCUUAAACCAUUUUGAUCUCACGUACAGAAACUACGUAUAUGCUUUGAAAUAAAACCUAUAUUAAAAAUAUGUUAUUUUCUACUUAUUCUUAAAUGUAAAUAAUAUAAUAUAAUAAUAUGCUUAAAUGUUUAGAAAAGUAAAACGGACGAAGAGAAGAAAGAACUAAUCAUUCCGAUUAUUCAUUCUGCCACCGAAUUAGUGAAAUAUUACAGUGUUGUUUUGAAUUGUCCUAAAAUCAAAUUGACAUUUUACGAAGGUAAGCUAUUGCUGUUUUCACCGGAAUGUACUAAGCUGUUAGAUUUAUGUUAUGUUUUGCCAAUUAUUGAUUCCUCGUAACGAGGAAUGUCUUGGUUUUCUAUACUUAAGGGAUGAUUUUUUCUGAUCUGUGAACUACUUAUUUUAUAAGAAAUCUUACUCCGGUCAUUAACUUUAGGAGUGGUUCAUUAUAGAUAAUUAUGUCUGGUUAGUGCACGGUAGAAGCCAUGUUUUGAUUACUUAAUUUUUGGGAAAACGCCGAAAAAUGUAUACAAUAUCGUUUUUUCAUUUUUUAUUGUCAUUCUGUUAAAAAAAACUCAUAGAGACGUUAAGGCGAUUUUUGAGAUAUUUUUGGCUAUUUUAAAUUUUGUAUUUAUUGGGGGGGUUUUAUUUGAGUUUUAUGAUGGCACAGUUAGUUUGGCUCUAUCAAAAUGGUCAACAAUUUAGGACGAAAAACACACAAUUUUCAAAUCAAGUUUAUUAAUUCAUGAUUAAUCGAUAAUCGUUUAGAAUCGUUUUUCAUUAUUCAUUAGCAUUAGGUAACUUAUCGUUUCGUAUAGAUAUCGAUUAUGAGAGCGAAGUGUGACUCUUGAAAGACUGAAUCAAGCAAAAAUUAGACGUUAUGAAAAUUAGAUGUUAAGAAAAUACUGUUGUUUGUGGAUCCCUGUUUAAUAAUGAGUUAAUUUAUUUCCAACGAAAAUGAAAAACCAUUGAGCUAAAAUAAAUGACAGAAGGGGAAUAUCUCGUCAAAGGGUUGACGGAAAUUAAAAAUGUCAACGUCAAAAUGUAUUUAAACUGACACUUAAGUCUUAGACUAUUUAUGGAAUUUAAAAUAUAUGUUACCACUUGAAAAUCUAAAUUAAGUAGUCAACUCACCCCCCAAAAAAAAUAAAGGUUUGUUUCUAAAAUUAUAAAAUAAAAAUUACGAAAAAAGUUUAUAUAGUUUCCAAAAGAUUGAAAUGAUCGUAUAUUUGUGGGCUGCAUAGUAUACUGAGUGUACAAAUAAAUUAAAGUAGACGAAUCUUGUUUGUUUACGAAAUUUAGGUUUAACUACAUAAAUAUUUUAAGUAAUAUGAAUUAAGACACUACUACAUACAGGAUGAUGUUUUUAGGUAUAUUUUAGUUAAAGCUGAUAUUUUCGAAUACUUAGAUUUUUCACAAAAUUUGAGAAGUAUCCUGUGGUAAUACCAACUUUCGUUUUUUAAAUGAGAACCUAUAUUAAAAUUGCCAUAAAGAUUUGGAGUAUUACUUUAAAUAAAUUUUGGUGUCGAAAUCUUAGGUUCAAUUUUGACAAGAUUCUCAUUUGAAAAAUUAAAGUUGAAAUAAUUACACCUUAGUGAAUCACUCUCUAUGUAUAUUUUUGUAUACAAACUAGUAUGUUUGUUUAUACAAUUAAAACAAAUUAAUGUAUUAUUGACUUUCUAGGUUUGUCUUAUACAAGAAAGUGUUUUAAAUAUUACCCAGAUGAAAAAGAUGGUACAUGUUUUAAAUACAAAGCUCUAUUGCUUGAAUCCUUCUUUUUCAGUCAUAAGGUAGAAAUUAAUCGAAUAAUGAGAAAAUGGUUGGUAAAUACGUAUAAAAAAGCCAUAGCGCUCAUGCCAAAAGACAAAAUGCUUGCGUUUUUGGCCGCGAAAUUGGGGUGUGAGGUAAUUCAAAAUAAAUUUAUUUAAAAUCCUUAUUUAACCCACACAAUUUAGAACAGUGGUGACCAACUAUGGGCCGCGGGUCAAAUCUAACCCGUGAUCAUUUAUUAAUCGGUCCCCCAAAAUAUUAAAUUAAAAUUGAAAAAAAAAUAACUUAAAAUUUUAAAAAUUAACACUCACAUUAAAAAAGAUGUUUAUACUUUACAUUUUUUUUUCAUUUAUAACAAUCAAUACAUAAUAAAUAAUUAAAUAUAUCACUGUACCUAUAUUAAGAUGUAUCUACAAUAAAAUAUAAUAUUCUGUUAACUUAAAACUUGGCCCGUCAAGAAUUAUUUUUUUUAAUGGCCCUCUAUAAAAAAAGAUUGGUCACCACUGAUUUAGAGGGUUUAAUAUAAUAUUUUCGUUUAUGUGUUAUAUAUUUAAAACAAAAUAAAAAUAAAAUUAUUUUCAUCAAUUAUUUAUGAAAUUAUUAAUAUAUAAUAAGUUAAUAGAAUACCAAUUGCGUGAUAAUUGUUAAAAAUUGCUUCAUUGUAGUCAGUCAUAAUAUCCCUCGGAGAGUAUAUUAUUAUAGUCUAAAUAAAGUUAUUAUGCAGAGCAAAGAAAGAAAAUAGAUUGAGAUGGUACUGUUGUAUUGGCAUGUUGAGAGAAUGAGAAAAUAUGAUGAGGAAUUCGCAAAGAUGUGGGUAAUUGCAGUGUAGAUGAAAUCCAGGAAAUAAACUAAACGAAGAGUAUCUAGAGGUUAUUAGAAGAAAUGUACGAGGGUGUGACAUUAUUUUAGUACGUAUGUAGGACAUUGGUACUUAUUUUUUUUUUAAAUUAACAACAAUUAAUCAUAUUUAUAUUUAUUUUAAAAUUUGUUUUCUAAAUAUUAUAUUGAAUGUAGAUUGAUAGGUUGGAGGAGAAAUGAAUUAGUUCCAUGACACCAAAAUCCUAAUAACGACUCUGCAAAUUAUAAUCUUAUAUGCAAAUAAUUUGUAUAGUACUAAUUAUAUCAUGAACAAGUACCAAUAUUGUAACUGUACUAUAAGUUAUACUAUACAUUUAAAAUGUUUCGUUAAAUCAAUUUUUUUUUUCAGUUUAAAUUACAGACAGAAAAUAAAAAUUUCUUCAUGAGAAAAAUCAAAGAAUUGUAUAUGGGACCGGUAGUUGAAAAUUACAAUUGCAAACAAGAAUUAUUAGCAAUAAAAGGCGGAGUCAAAGAUCUCGGGACAUACGAAGGAGAAUAUUAUUAUUUAUUAGCUAAAGCUUUGGUAAACGAAGGCUUUUACAAUGAGGCUAUAGUUGCACUCAUAAAUGCACGGAAUGGACCCGUUGUCGAUGCAAAGGUACCAUUUCAAAAUUGACAAUAUUCGAUAUAUUUUUUUUUAUCCUAUCAAUAAAAAUAUUUGAAAUUUGAAAUAUAAAUUACGAAAUUUUAAUAAUACUUUUACAGUACUUUCUAUUAGGACUUUAAGUGUUAAAUAUUAUUAUUAUUUUUAUUAUUAUUAUAUAGCUACAGUACAAGAUUAUUAUUACUCAACAAUUAAUUAAAAUAUACAUAUACGUAUAGGUGUAUAAUAUUAUAUGAUAACUUAUAAAUUGCUUACACAUGGUAACAAGUAUAAAUAAUAUGAUUGCAUAAUAACAAAAUAUAUAAAUAUAGAAUAUGAAUAAUUAGAUAAUGAGAAAAAUAUUAACUAUGUACUUAAUAUCUAUAACAUCUAUAACAUGUAUUAAAUAUGUAAACAACAUGAUAUGGAUGUAAGAAAGGUAUGACGUGUGUCCUACGGAAUGGGAUUUUGUUUAAUAAGAAUGUAAGUGCAAUUAGUUGUGGGUUAAGUUAUAUUAACAGUUAUAUUAAUUUUGACAAUAUAUGUUAUGUAGUUUUAAAUUACUCUGAUUUGAAGAGGUAUCCUAGAUUUUGGGACGAGGUCAGCUUCAGUUUUGGCAAAAACUUCGUCUUGUUCCACCAUUGCUAGCACUUCGAAACGAUUUGGUGAAACGGAAAAACUUGCUUUUUUAUCCUCGUGAUCCGAGGAGUUUAUGCACGUUGACGAGAGAGCUCUCUUUGAUAGGGCUUUCAUUGUUACCUUUUUAAUAACUGUGUUCUUAUUUAAAAUAACAAUUGGUGAAAUAGUAUGAGUCAUUAAUUAGGCGUGUUUAACGACUAAUUAAAGGAAAAAUAUUGACGUACGAUACGUGACACAUUACUGAACGGCCACGCACUAGCUAUCGCUUUGGCUGCCUGAGCCCAAUUAUUUUUUUUCACGGUUUUAAUUGUGUUUAUUUUAGAUUUCUUAAAAUUAUUUUUGUUACAACAUUCGUCCAUUAACAACCUGUACAAAUAGCGAAAAUUUCUUCAUAAUUGGUAGUCGAAUAAAAUGGCAGAUAUCGUAUUAAUACAAAAUUAUCAAUAUUUACUGUCAAGCAGUCAUUCACUGUUUAUUAAUAAUUAUAGUGUACCUACGUGUCUGGGCUCUGUAUACUGUUAUAGUUAACAGGGGAAUCAAUCGGGGCAUUUUUCAGAGUAGUUAUGAUAAGAGUUACUCAGGAGUUUCAAUUGUUCGCCCUUUUAGAGAUGGGAAUAGCAUAUAUUACGCGCAGAGGUCUGAAAAUGUAUAUUCAGAAACGGAUGAGCGGGUCCGUUGUUAUGCACCACGAAUUCGGAUUUCCUAAUUUCAACCUCUAAAAGGUGACUGAACAUGUUUUUUGUUGAUUUAUGAGUUACCUCGGCGACUAGAGUGAAAAAGAGUAAUAAUUAUUAUAACUUAAUUUUGUUGUCAUGACCAAAGAAAUCUUUAAAAUAAAUUACCGGGCAACAACGGUUAACUGUAAUAGAGACGUAGCGUUGAUGUGGAUACGGGAUGAUGCGUUUUUAUUAUUUUAUUAAAUACUGUGCAAAGCUAAGCUGUACAGGGUAAAUAUUAACAAAUAAUUUAGUACGUAUUAUAAAGAAUUAUUAUAUAAUAUCGUUUGCUUUACUUUACUUAUACCGACUUACAAAUACUUUAAUGUAAUGAAAUAAUUUAAUUUUUUUUACUGAUAUAAUAAAAACUGAACGGACUCACGGCAUGGUGGCGUUGCAUUAUUAUUAUUGUGUAUAUAUAUAUUUAUUUCAUUUAUGUGUUUAUUUAUUAAACAUUUUUUUUUUAAUAAAUAUAAAAUUUAUUCAUUUUAAUAUUAAUAAAUUUAUGUUUCAUUUAUUUGCAGACUCGACAUACCAAUAAAAAAGUACAAGAGUACUUAGAAAAAAUAUAUUUAAUUCAACACGGAGACCUUUAACCGAUGGAAAACAUACUUGAUAUUAUAAGUUUAGUUCGCAAAUGUUUCAUUGUUGAUAUAUAAUUAGUAGUUUAAAAUCGCAAUGUAUUUAAUAGGUUUCGAGUCUAUAUAAUAUAAUUAUAUUGAAAUUUAUUUAAAAAAUUAAUAACGAGGACCACCCUACUAUUAUUUGUUUUGUUUUUAUCUAUAUAACAAAUUAUAAAAAUUAUACUGUUUGACACCAUAUUAUAGCUAUGC
This is a messenger RNA of Cinara cedri, 10266 nucleotides long. Lineage: Eukaryota; Metazoa; Arthropoda; Insecta; Hemiptera; Aphididae. The record is from the annotation of a GenBank genome assembly.